UUCUGUGGUCAUUCAGGAAUGCCCCAAUGUGCGAUCAUGAUCGUUGUGAAAGGGGAUGCAGCACCCACCUGGGAAACAAAGUGCAUCUACAAGCACAAUUUCAGGUAUGGGUCUGCAGCUGUAGGAUUGAAGAACACACCAUCUCGCAAUGUCCCCAUCAAAUGCGAAUUAUGCCACCUGACCCUUCCUCCCCAACCUGGCAGGACCUCACGAAAGGUGCAGGCAAUAUCUGUCGAUGCUGUUUGGCGCUAUAAUAUGGCCGAGCAUGUCCUGAAUUCGCACAUGGAGUAUGUCGUUCCUGGAUGUAGGGAGACUGGGGUUGCUUUACUGUCCAGUGUCUUGACGACUAUGGCAUUUUCGGAGCUGGAGCAGAAGGCUGCAUACAUUCCAAAG
Molecule: messenger RNA, 393 nt
Organism: Suillus discolor
Lineage: Eukaryota; Fungi; Basidiomycota; Agaricomycetes; Boletales; Suillaceae
Exons: 1
Source: RefSeq, a predicted model, not a curated record